AGCAAGUGGGAGCGUCGCCAUGUCGAAGAGGUGGAAAUUUUCAUAACCUAUUUCCUCUUCGAGCUUCGAGGUGCCCACGACGCUGUCCCUGUGCUGGGCCGGUCCCAAGUUGCUCCUCAACAGCCUUGUGCUCAGCUGGGGCGCCGUGAUGCUCGGCAUGGGCUGGGAAAAUGACUGGCGUGUGAUCGUCGUGUGUAGGAUGCUGAUCGGCGUGUUUGAGGCUGGGCUUUUGCGUGUUGCAUGUAUUUGCUGAGUAUUUGGUAUCAGCGGUACGAGGUUCAGCAGCGAAUGGCUUUUUGGUACAUGAUCAACCUGGAUGGUGCUGCUCUUGACGGCGUAUCACAAGAACAAUGCUGCGCGAUACUUUGGCUGUAACACAAACCUGCCGACCAUCAUCGCCUUCCAGUCCAACAAUAUACGUGGGGCCUUGCGACGGUCCAUCGCCAGUGGAGUGCAGAUGCUCUUCGCAGCCAUCGGAGGUGUUUACGCGUCGUGCACCUUUAUGCGGACCGAAUACCCGACGUACCGGACCGGCGGGUGGUGCGGCGUGGUGACGCAGUUCUUGCUGAUUGUGCUUGUUGUGUUGAUGUACUGGUGGUUUAAGAGGCAGAAUGGCAAGGCGGAUCGAGAUGGGGUGGCAAUUCAGGAUGAUGGUGAUUAUAGAUAUAUAUUUUAG
Ilyonectria robusta is the source of this 676-nucleotide messenger RNA. RefSeq lists its product as uncharacterized. The transcript has 3 exons. NCBI's taxonomy places the organism in Eukaryota, Fungi, Ascomycota, Sordariomycetes, Hypocreales, Nectriaceae. Gene Ontology annotation, cellular component: membrane. Gene Ontology annotation, molecular function: transmembrane transporter activity. The record is from RefSeq and is a predicted model, not a curated record. Bases 317 to 676 code for a protein of 119 amino acids.